CUGUAUGGGGCCAAGAGGCAAAACCCAACAUGUUCAGGGCGAGCCUCUGCUGGAGGCUGGGCUUGGCAUUGGGAGGACCUGAGAUCGAAUCCCCCCUCAGACAGGGGCCGGCCAGCGUGUGGGACCCUGGGCCGGCCUGUUUCCUCCUCUGUAAAACGGGAUGGUUGUGAAGUUAAAUAUAAAGCGAGGUUGUGUCUGGGCAGAGCUUUGGGAUCCAGGACCAGCGCCGUGUCGCCCACCCCCAGCACCAUCUUCCGUCCUCUUUGGGGCGGGUGGGGGUGGCAUUCGCUGCCCAAGCGCCCUAACGAGCCCUCGGGGGAUCUUUCAGAUGUGGAAAGCUUCGGCCGGACAUUCUAUAUCUGUCAGCCAGGACGAUGGCGGCGCCGACGACUGGGAGACCGACCCGGAUUUUGUGAACGACGUCAGCGAGAAGGAACAAAGAUGGGGUGCCAAGACGGUGCAGGGGUCGGGCCACCAGGAGCACAUCAAGUAAGGGUCCUCCCGACCGAGGGAAGGCAAGGGGGCAGCGGGGAGGCCCGGGGAGCCCAGAGCUGGCCCUUCACGGCCUCCGGGUCGGUGAAGCGGCUUAAUAAUUAAACCAGUGUGUAGAGCACAAAGCACGUCCCAGAUACAGGCUCUGAUAUCACACUGGGCCGGGCCUCCAUGGCGAAGGCGCUUCCUCGUCCAGCCCACAGCCCAGCCGAGCUCACCUGGAAACACCUGGGAGGGACCGAGGAGGCAGGGAAGGCAGGAAGGGAGGAAGGAGAGAGGAAAGGAGGGAAGGAAGGAAAGAAGG
Gracilinanus agilis (Agile Gracile Mouse Opossum) is the source of this 796-nucleotide messenger RNA. RefSeq names its product src substrate protein p85-like. The record is from RefSeq and is a predicted model, not a curated record. Bases 161 to 493 code for a protein of 110 amino acids. NCBI's taxonomy places the organism in Eukaryota, Metazoa, Chordata, Mammalia, Didelphimorphia, Didelphidae. The transcript is spliced from 2 exons.